AAAGAAAAAUUUUAAAAAUUAAAUCCCACCCCCACCCCCUUAUAUAAAUAUGAGGAACCUUCGUUCACAUUUCUCAAACCUCUCAUAAAAACCCCCAAAACCAUAUCAUCUGUUCUCAAAAUCAGAAACUAAAUCCCUAAUUAAUCAACAAUGGCGAAGGGAGGCAAGCUAACGAAAAUCAAGUCCGUCCUGAAGAAAAUGCAGUCAUUCAAGCUCGGCCGCGCCGCCAACCCCAGCUCCAUCGCCGUCGCCAACAUUAAUUCCUCCGACGAUGACAUCUUCGACGACUCGUCCGCCGCCGUCCAGGACCUCCACCCCGUCUACGUCGGAAAGUCGCGCCGCCGCUACUUUAUCUCCUCCGCCGUCAUGGAAAAUCCGCUCUUCCGGGAACUCGUCGACCGGCGAUCCUCCGUCGAGGAAGAUUCGAUCACCGUCGGCUGCGAGGUUGUUCUGUUCGAGCACCUUCUCUGGAUGCUGCCAACAUGGACCCUCUAUAGACGCUCCAAUAUGCCUCGACGCUGCACCUGCCGUCUAGCGAAGGCUUUUUUGAUGCCCCACCCGGUGUUUUUCACCGGGUGUAGCAUCGAAGGAACCCCCAUAGGUGGUGCUGUAUAG
This is a messenger RNA of Erythranthe guttata (spotted monkey flower), 615 nucleotides long. Lineage: Eukaryota; Viridiplantae; Streptophyta; Magnoliopsida; Lamiales; Phrymaceae. The record is from RefSeq and is a predicted model, not a curated record.